This is a messenger RNA of Phyllostomus hastatus (greater spear-nosed bat), 6020 nucleotides long. RefSeq names its product trinucleotide repeat containing adaptor 6C (gene TNRC6C). The record is from RefSeq and is a predicted model, not a curated record. Lineage: Eukaryota; Metazoa; Chordata; Mammalia; Chiroptera; Phyllostomidae. The transcript has 21 exons. Gene Ontology annotation, molecular function: protein binding; nucleic acid binding. Gene Ontology annotation, biological process: positive regulation of nuclear-transcribed mRNA poly(A) tail shortening; miRNA-mediated post-transcriptional gene silencing. Gene Ontology annotation, cellular component: P-body; nucleoplasm. The coding region runs from base 601 to 5670 and encodes 1689 amino acids.
GAAAAGAAAAAGAAGGAAGGUGCUCAGAAAAAGGCUGCUGAUCAAAAAACCAAAGUGCCAGAACCUACUAAGACCUGCUCCAGCCAGCCCCAGCCUGCCGGCCCCGGGACCAGCACUUCCACCAGCACUCUCCCCAGCAGCAGCAAUGGCAAGCGCGCACCUGCCGGCGGCCAGCAGCCAGCUGCAUCCCGUUACCUGCCUCGCGAGGUGCCUCCACGCUUCCGCCAGCAAGAACAGAAGCAGCUAUUGAAGAGAGGUCAGCCGUUGCCCACGGGGGCGCUGACCAGUGGAAGCCCCACCCAGGGUGCUGGGCCUGCGGGGGUAAGCCCUCCUCCCCCGCCGGGAGCCGGCGCACAGCAGCAGCCCGGUAAGCUCCAGCCAGAUCUCAGUCACAGCGGACUGGCAGAUCAUUAUGAGAGCUCCCACUGGGGACAGCAGCCCACUUUCCGAAGCGAAGCCGGCUGCAGCUGGGAUAAAGUGAUCAUAGACAGGACCGAUAAGGAGGCGUGGCCUGCCAUCGCGGGGACCGAGACGGAGUCUGCCUCAGAAUGCGCUACGGACACUGACUCCGCCUCCAACUGCGGCUCGGAGAGCAGUAGCAUGGCCACGGGGGGCGCCCAGGGCGGCUUCACUGGACACGCCAAGAAGACCAAUGGCAACAACGGCACCAGCGGCACACUCGUCCAAAGCCCCCCGAACCCGAGCGCCCUGGGAGCAGGGGGGGCCAACGGCAACGGCAGCGCGGCCAGAGCGUGGGGCGUAGCCGCGGGCUCCAGCUCCGGCCUCGCUCACUGCUCGCUCGGCGGCGGGGACGGGAAAGUGGACAACAUGAUUGGAGACGGGAGAAGUCAGAACUGCUGGGGCGCCUCCACCUCCAACGCUGGCAUUAAUCUCAACCUUAACCCGAGCGCCAACCCGGCUGCCUGGCCGGUGCUCGGACAUGAAGGAACUGUGGCAACAGGCAGCCCUGCCAGUAUUUGCAGUCCGGUCAGUGCCAUAGGACACAGCAUGGGCACCCAGAACGGGAACCCGGCGGGCACUUUAGGUGCUUGGGGGAGCCUGCUGCCGCAGGAGAGCACAGAACCACAAACAUCCACUUCUCAGAAUGUGUCUUUCAGCGUACAACCUCAGAACCUUAACACUGAUGGACCAAAUAACACUAACCCCGUGAACUCUUCACCAAACCCUAUCAAUGCAAUGCAGACAAAUGGGCUGCCCAACUGGGGCAUGGCUGUCGGCGUGGGGGCCGUCAUCCCGCCCCACCUGCAAGGCCUUCCUGGUGCUAACGGAUCGUCGGUCUCUCAAGUCGGUGGGGGCGGUGGCGAAGGGGGCGGCAGUUCCGUGUGGGGACUGUCCCCGGGUAACCCUGCCGCAGGGAGUAGCGGUUCUGGGCUCAGUCAAGGGAGUGGAGACACUGUGAACUCAGCACUAGGUGCUGAACAAAAUGGGUCCAGCAGUGCUGUGCAGAAGGCGGGGGGCGGAGCGGCUGCCUGGGACUCGGGGCCUCCUGCUGGCCCCGGGAUCCUCGCCUGGGGGAGGGGCCGCGGCGACAGCGGCGUCGGGAAUACCCACUCGGGCGCGUGGGGCCGCCCCAGCCGAAGCACUGCUAACGGGGUGAAUGGGGAGUGGGGGAAGGCCCCGAACCAGCAUUCCAGUGGCGACAGCGGCGGGAAAGGAUCCACGGGGUGGGACAGCCCUGGCGUGAGCGGCCAGAGCCCCGCCGUGCAGCCCGGCGGUGACCACCUGAGCUCAUGGGCCAAAGCCGCCUCUUCCGGAACCACGGCGAGCGAGGGCAGCAGCGAGGGCUCCGGCAGUCACGGCGAGGCGGGUGCCGGGAGGGAAGGCGCCGAGGGCCGGAGGCGAGAGAAGGGGGUUCUAGACCAAGGGCACAUCCAGUUGCCAAGGAACGAUCUGGACCCGCGAGUCCUGUCUAACACGGGCUGGGGACAGACUCCAGUAAAGCAGAACACUGCCUGGGAGUUCGAGGAGUCCCCGCGGUCCGAGCGGAAAAACGACAAUGGGACGGAGGCCUGGGGCUGUGCGGCCCCGCAGCCUCCACACUCAGGGGGGAGGAGCGAUGGGUCCAUCACCAACAGUACAAAUACCUCUUCGGUGUCGGGCUGGGCCAGCGCCCCGCCUGCCGCCGGGCCGGCAGACGCGGGCUGGGGGGACAGCGGCGGCAGGGCGCCGAAUGGCCCCGGGGUCUGGGGGGACUCGGUGAGCUCCACUGCUGUCGCUAAUGCUGCUGCCGCCAAGGGCGGCCACUCCUGGAGUGGGACCGUGGGUCAGGAGGACAAGUCACCCGCCUGGGGGGAGCCUCAAAAGCCCAAAUCUCAAAACUGGGGAGACGGACAAAAAUCGAAUCCAGCCUGGAGCGCGGGAGGGGGAGACUGGGCAGACGCGUCUUCGGUCCUCGGACACCUGGGGGAGGGGAAGAAAAACGGCUCCGGGUGGGACGCCGACGGCGGGCGGUCGGCGUCGGGCUGGAGCGAGUCUGCGCGGGCCGGGACCAGCGGCUGGGGCAGCGGCACGGGUGCAAAGGUGAACGCAGGGGCGAGCUGGGGGGAGUCUUUGAAACCCGGCCCCCCGCAGAACUGGGCGAGCAAGCCCCAGGACAGCAGCGUGAGUAACUGGGGGGGAGCCGCCUCCGUUAAACAGACGGGGACGGGGUGGAUCGGGGGGCCGGUCCCUGUCAAACCGAAGGACAGCGGCGAGGCCACGGGCUGGGAAGAGCCUUCUCCGCCGUCCAUCCGACGCAAAAUGGAGAUUGACGACGGCACCUCGGCGUGGGGCGACCCGAGCAGCUACAACAACAGAGCCGUGAACAUGUGGGACAGGAACAACCCGGGCCUCCAGGGCAGCGCCGCCGCCGCCGCCACCACGAGCAGCAGCAGCACGAGCGCGGUCGAGACGCCGCAGCCACACCCGGCCAGCGCCCCACUGAACCGGUCGCCGCUGCUUGGUCCAGUCUCGUCAGGCUGGGGGGAGAUGCCCAGCGUGCACUCAAAGGCCGAGAACUCUUGGGGAGAGCCGUCCUCCCCCUCCACCCUGGUCGAUAACGGCACAGCAGCCUGGGGCAAGCCACCCGGCAGCGGCAGCGGAUGGGGGGACCAGCCCACGGAGCCAGCGGUGACCUUUGGGAGAGCCGGCGCGCCAGCCCCAGCCCCAGCCCUGUGCAAACCAGCUUCAAAAUCUAUGCAAGAAGCCUGGGGCGGCGGUGGGGACGACAUGAGCCUCGGCCCCGGUCAGUGGGAAGAUGAAGAAGGGGGCGUGUGGAACAGUGCUGCUUCCCAGGAAAGCGCCUCCUCCUGCGGCUCCUGGGGGAACGCCCCCAAGAAAGGACUCCAAAAGGGCGUGAAAGCAUCCGGCAAGCAGGACGAGGCCUGGAUCCUGAACCGGCUCAUCAAACAGCUCACGGACAUGGGCUUCCCGAGAGAGCCAGCCGAAGAGGCCUUGAAGAGUAAUAAUAUGAAUCUUGAUCAGGCCAUGAGUGCUCUGCUGGAAAAGAAGGUGGACAUGGACAAGCGUGGACUGGGAGUGACCGACUACAAUGGAAUGGUCACCAAACCCCUUGGCUGCCGCCCACCAAUCUCCAAAGAGUCUUCCGUGGACCGCCCCGCCUUUCUUGACAAGGACGGCGGCCUCGUGGAAGAGCCCACGACUUCACCAUUUUUGCCUUCGCCAAGCCUGAAGCCCCCCCUUUCAAACAGUGCACUCCCUAACCAGGCCCUGGGCGGGGUCGCCUCAGGGCUGGGCGUGCAGAACUUGAAUUCUUCUCGGCAGAUACCGAGUGGCAGUCUGGGCGUGUUUGGCAGUAGCGGAGCAGCACAAGCCAGGAGCAUGCCGCCACCGCAGCCGCCCAUGCCGCCGCUGAACCCCUCCCAGCCCGGUCUCCGUGCGCAAGUGCCUCAGUUUCUAUCCCCUCAGGUUCAAGCACAGCUUUUGCAGUUUGCAGCAAAAAACAUUGGUCUCAACCCUGCACUAUUAACCUCGCCGGUUAACCCUCAGCACAUGACGAUGUUGAACCAGCUCUAUCAGCUGCAGCUGGCGUACCAACGUUUACAAAUCCAGCAGCAGAUGCUCCAGGCCCAGCGGAACGUGUCCGGACCCAUGAGACAGCAAGAGCAGCAAGUUGCGCGCACAAUCACGAACCUGCAGCAGCAGAUCCAGCAGCAGCAGCGCCAGCUGGCCCAGGCCCUGCUCGUGAAGCCCCCGCCGCCCCCGCCGCACCUGUCUCUGCACCCCUCUGCAGGCAAACCGGCCAUGGACAGCUUCCCCCCGCACCCUCAGGCCCCCGGCCUGCCCGACCUGCAGACCAAAGAGCCGCAGUCUUCGCCCAGCACCUUUGCUCCCUACCCUCUCGGAAGCCGCCCUGCCCUGACGGGGCCUCUCUCCGUAGCUGGACUGACCCCCAGCGUGAGCGUCGGCAGCAUGGACAUGACCGGCGGCUUGCCAGUGAAGGACCCGUCUCAGUCCCAGUCGCGCCUCCCUCAGUGGACACACGCCAACCCAAUGGACAACAUGCCCGGUGCUGCUUCUCCUCUCGACCAGAACCCCGGCAAGCACGGUGCUAUCCCCGGAGGCCUGAGCAUCGGGCCCCCCGCUAAGUCCUCCAUCGACGACUCCUACGGCCGGUACGACUUGAUCCCGAGCAGUGAGUCGCCAGCCAGCCCUCCGGUGGCGGUCCCCCACAGCUGGUCACGUGCCAAGUCUGACGGCGAUAAAAUCUCCAACGGCUCCAGCAUCAACUGGCCCCCAGAAUUUCACCCCGGAGUUCCUUGGAAAGGACUUCAAAACAUAGACCCUGAGAACGACCCCGACGUCACCCCUGGGAGCGUGCCCACCGGGCCGACCAUCAACACCACCAUACAGGACGUCAACCGCUACCUCCUCAAGAGCGGAGGGAAACUGUCAGACAUGAAAUCGACGUGGUCCUCCGGCCCCGCCUCCCACACACAAGCCUCCCUGUCUCACGAGCUGUGGAAGGUGCCCAGGAACACUACUGCGCCCACGCGGCCGCCGCCCGGCUUGACCAACCCCAAGUCUUCCUCCACCUGGGGGGCCAGCCCCCUCGGCUGGACCAGCUCUUACUCCUCGGGUUCUGCCUGGAGCACCGACACCUCAGGAAGAAGCAGCAGCUGGCUUGUCCUCCGCAACCUCACGCCCCAGAUCGACGGCUCCACCCUGCGGACGCUGUGUUUGCAGCACGGGCCGCUGGCCACGUUCCACCUGAACCUGACUCAAGGCAACGCCGUGGUCCGCUACAGCUCCAAGGAGGAGGCCGCCAAGGCCCAGAAGUCCCUGCACAUGUGUGUCCUGGGAAACACCACCAUCCUGGCGGAGUUCGCGGGCGAGGAAGAAGUGAACCGCUUCCUGGCCCAGGGCCAGGCGCUGCCGCCCACCUCCAGCUGGCAGCCCGGCACCGGAACCGGCCAGGCGCGGCUGGGCGCCGCGGCCAGCUCCCACGGCCUGGUGCGGAGUGACGCCGGCCACUGGGGCGCCCCGUGCCUGGCGGGCAAAGGGAGCAGCGACCUGCUGUGGGGCGGGGUCCCCCAGUACUCGAGCAGCCUGUGGGGCCCGCCCAGCAGCGACGACGGCAGGGUCAUCGGGAGCCCCACGCCACUGAACACCCUGCUUCCCGGCGACCUUCUCAGCGGGGAGUCCAUCUAGGACCGCCAGGACCCCGCGGGCGCCACAAUCAUCCAUCAGCACCGGGGCGGGACGCGGACCCUCUCCGGGCCGGGCGUCGCGGAGGACCCGCUCGCCGCGCAGCCCGGCAGCCCUUCCAAGUACCUCUGCCCAGGACUGAAGACGGACCUCGGCGCGGCCCUUGCGAACUGUCCCGGGACGGUGCGGGCCGCGCCUGGCCGGCGUCCCUCGCCAGGGACAGGACGCUCCUCAUGGCUUUUCAUUCUGUGUUGUCUCACGUUCGUGUGGCGUGUCGUCAUUUUGAUUUUUUAAGUAUAAAAGCUGCUUAGAAUAGUUCUAUCAUGAAGGGCACUUUUCAGAUUGUGGGCUGG